AAAAGCAGAGGCAGCCUCGCGCUGCGCGCUGCCGACGCGAGCCGGAGCGGAGCGAGACACCGACAGAGGCACAACUACUGCUCAUUCGCACCGCCACCCGUACGUGUAAAGGCUGCCCGGCACCCUAAAGCCAACAACAGUAGACAGCACAACACCACAAAGAGCCAACAAAAGAUGAAGCGCUUCAAACGCAAGCAGAAGAAGCUCAAGGAGAAGCAGACCGCUAGAUUAAUAGCGGAGUCUCCGUUAACCUGCGCCCUGGACAUCUGGCAGGCGAGGAAGGAGGCCCGAGCCAAGGCCGAGUACGCGUUAUCUCACGAGGAUUUUCUGAUGGCCGAGGCGGACCUGGUGCACCACUUGAAUAGGUUAAAGGCGUCGACUGGUUUGGACGAGAAGAAGUCGGAGCUCGUGGAGGAACAGAAGGAGACCUCGGCAUUGCGGGAGUUCUUCGAGGGAGUAAACGGGUUCGGCUGGUUGCGGCGCGACGGCUGGAUCGGUCGGGCGCAAGCGAAGAAGAAGCGGGCCGUGCCCUUUUUUGCGUUGGACUGCCAGUACUGGGAGGGCGUAUCCAUAAAAAGGUGGGAGCGGCGCGUCGGCGGGUUGGACUUACCUCGUAAUAACUUGGAAGGAGAGUUACCUACGGACGCGUUAACUAAACUCAUAUCGUUAGAUACUCUCAUACUGCCGGGCAACGACGUCUUCGGCACUUUAUCUGGACUAGGUCAGCUGACGGCGCUGACAGACCUCGACCUCGCCGAGAACCGCUUUACGGGCGAAAUCCCUUCUGAGUUGGGCGAGGUCAACCAACUGACGAGGGUUGAUUUGUCAAAUAAUGGGUUAGACGGUCAACUCCCAGCUUCGCUACAAAACCUGUCGCAGUUAAGGGUGUUACAACUGAGAGCGAACGCGCUGGAAGGCGUUAUACCGGAGGAGUACGCAACCCUGACGCAGCUCGAGGACCUCGAUUUAGCUGAAAAUAGAUUUGUCGGUGGACUAGACUGGGCGUCGUCGUUAGUCAAAUUAACAUCAUUGGACUGCUCGCGAAACUUUUUUUCUGGUGUUUUGCCAAUACUACCAGAGACGUUGAUAACGUUAGAUCUCGGCGUGAACGGUUUGCAGGGGCCCUUCUCGAAUGAGUUUUGCGAGAGGCAUACUUCGUUACAAACUUGCAUUUUAAGAGAGAACAGACUAGGCGGCGCCUUACCGGAAAAGCUCGGCCUCCUGAUCAACCUGAAACAGCUGGAUCUCUCGCACAACCGCUUCAUCAAAUUCUUGCCGGAGUCCUGCACCCAACUUAGUGAAUUAAGAUGCUGCGACUUCCAGGGCAAUGCCCUGGAAAUGAUCCACUAUCCCCAGGGUCUUGAAGAUAUGGAGCAUUUACAGUACUGGUUCGGCGCCGACGGGUUUUACUCCCAAAAUUUACAGCGACCGAAGCGCUACGAGAAGUCGAAGUUCAAGGCCAUGAUGCGCUUCCAGAAGCUCUACGCGGGCGAGCCCGUCCUCAAAGCGCAGGCGCCCGUGGACCCGAACGCCGAAGACCCUAGGACCAUGGGGCAAUUACCACCGCACCCGCCCUUGCACAUGACGAAGUUCGGGAAAUUCGAGCGAGGCGAGGAGGUGCCGGACAACGUGUUACCAGGAUCGCACUCGUCGCUGCCGCCCGAGGGCGUUUUUGUCGACGCCGAGGGCACGGUCUUCCCGCCGGGCUACGUGCAUCUGGGGUUGCCGGGGACGUCGCACGAGAUCGGGCCGCGCGACCACGAGGGCCGGACCCACUAAGUGUUGUAUGUGUCUUA
Messenger RNA from Pelagomonas calceolata, 1796 nucleotides. NCBI's taxonomy places the organism in Eukaryota, Pelagophyceae, Pelagomonadales, Pelagomonadaceae. The record is from the annotation of a GenBank genome assembly.